Molecule: messenger RNA, 4165 nt
Organism: Belonocnema kinseyi
Lineage: Eukaryota; Metazoa; Arthropoda; Insecta; Hymenoptera; Cynipidae
Gene: Esp
Product: sodium-independent sulfate anion transporter
Exons: 11
Coding region: 437-2452 (671 amino acids)
Biological process (GO): transmembrane transport
Cellular component (GO): membrane
Molecular function (GO): sulfate transmembrane transporter activity
Source: RefSeq, a predicted model, not a curated record
GAGCGACUAGUAGUCAGUCAGGGAAACUGGAGAAAGAAACCUGCUAGUGCUCACUGCUCACUGCUCACUGCUCACUACCAUUUAUAUCAAGAGCUGCGCACCCGCGGCAACUCAAUCUCAUUCCGUUCCGAAAACUAAGCGCGAAAACAUCUUUCUUUCUUUCUCUUUUUCUCUCUUUCUUCUAACGGCGGUCUAAUUCUCUUCAAAACGACACCAACAAAAUUCGCGAGUUGCCAGUGAAUGUCGAAUACAAUUUUUUGCCAAGUGAAUCCGUUUCUAAUUCGUAAAAAGGGCCCCGUCGGAGAACUAACGGUGUUUCAGUUCUUUUUUUAUUCAACAGGAAAAAGGAAUAGAACAUGCUUAAACAGUGGAGGAAAUAGGAGCAAGAGUGCGAAAAGAAUUUGCAGGAAGAAACUGGGUCAAUUAGAGAAUUAGAAUGAAGGGAGGCGAUAGUGUAGAUGAUAACAAAAUCGGACAGAUUGGCGGCGGAUACAUAAAUCACGCCCUGAGCGGUUCCGGUGGCAGCUUGGACCUUGUGCAUCAAAAUGGCUCUCAAAUUCUUCAAAAUUCGCACAAGUCUCAUCGCGAGAUACAGGGAUCCUCCGACUUUAUCUUGGUCGAAGAAUCCGGAGAAUACGAGAGCACUCAAAAAGAGAGUAUAUGCAGGUCAGCCGCUCAGUAUGCCGCAAGACGUGCAAAAGCAGUUUGUACGAAAAAAACUUUAUAUAAAAGGUUACCAUUUUUGAGGUGGUUACCGAGGUAUAAUGCACAGGAUGCACUUGGUGAUUUAGUGGCUGGAAUAACUGUCGGUUUGACUGUUAUUCCUCAGUCUUUAGCCUACUCAAAUGUCGCAGGAUUACCACCACAGUAUGGGCUUUAUGGGAGUUUUCUGGGCUGCUUUAUCUACAUAAUAUUCGGAUCCUGCAAGGACAUUCCUGUGGGACCCACUGCCAUAGUUUCAUUACUGACUUACCAAACCGUCGCUCAUUUAGAAGAUCCAUUGCCACAUGCUAUUCUGCUAUGCUUUAUAGCAGGUUUCGUUGAAUUAUUUAUGGCAAUAUUUGGCCUAGGUUUUUUGAUCGACUUUGUAUCAGGUCCCGUUAGUUCGGGAUUUACGUCUGCUGUAGCCCUAAUAAUUGUCUCGUCACAAAUAAAAGACAUUUUAGGAAUAUCCGCGAAAGGAUCAACUUUUGUCCAAAUGUGGACCAGCAUCGCCGGAAAAAUCUCAGAUACUUCAGCCUGGGAUGCUACACUUGGUGUUGCCUGUAUUGGCCUCUUACUUAUUCUCAGGAUGAUAACUUCCUUCAGUAUAGGCCCCAAAGAAGAGGAACUUCGAACGACGAAGCAAAAAGUCAUCAACAAAAUUAUAUGGCUCACCGGCACUUCGAGAAAUGCCUUACUCGUCAUCAUUUGCGGUGUCUUAGGCUACUGCUUUUCAGAUAAUUCUCCAAUCCACUUAAUUGGUGAUAUUCCCGGUGGCAUGCCAACUGUCCAACCUCCACCUUUUGGCUUCACUAAGGGCAACACCACAAUUUCCUUCAUGGAGAUGUGCUCCAAUUUAGGAAGUGGCAUCCUAGUUCUGCCUCUUAUAUCUCUGAUGGAGGACGUGGCCAUUUGCAAAGCUUUUGCUAAUGGAAAGUCGGUGGAUGCAACUCAGGAAUUGUUAGCGAUUGGAAUGGCGAAUAUAGGAAACUCUUUUGUGCAAGCAUUCCCAGGAUCUGGCUCACUGAGCAGAAGUGCUGUCAACAACGCUUCGGGUGUAAGAACUCCUCUCGGCGGACUCUAUACAGGUCUUCUAGUUAUAUUAGCUCUAAUGUUCCUGACACCUUAUUUCUACUAUAUUCCAAGAGCAACUUUAGCAGCAAUCAUCAUCGCUGCUGUAAUUUUUAUGGUAGAAGUGAAGGUCGUCCGACCCAUGUGGAGAACAAAAAAAUCCGACUUAAUACCAGGACUUGGUACUUUUAUCGCCUGCCUAGUUUUACAAUUGGAAGUAGGAAUUCUCCUCGGUGUUGGCAUGAACGUUCUUUUUAUUCUUUAUCACGCAGCCAGGCCGAAAAUAUCUAUGGAAACACUCAAGAGUGGUUGUGAAAUCGAGUACUUGAUGCUGACUCCAGAUAGAUGUUUGAUUUUCCCCUCCGUGGACUACGUUCGAAAUCUUGUUACAAAAUACAGCCUUCGUGGUGGAAACGUCCUGACACCAGUCGUUAUCGACUGUUCGCACAUCUACGGAGCAGAUUUCACAGCAGCCAAAGUAAUUGAAAGUUUGACGAAAGACUUUGCUGCCAGAGGCCAGCCGUUGUUCUUCUACAAUUUAAAACCUUCAGUUUGUGCUGUUUUUGAAGGUGUUGCCCCUACAGACUUUGUCGUUUAUUACACCAGAGAUGCACUCGACGACCUUCUCAAGCAGAGGGGCUAUUUCAAGCAAAUCAAGCAGGAUAUCCCAUUGGCGUGAAAGAUCUUUCUGAUUUUUCAUUAAUAAUGAUCCAAAUUGAGGAAAUAACUACCCUCAUUUUUUAAGACUUUCCAAAGUUGAAAGCUAUUCGCAGAAAUCUCGCAAACUCCGAUAAAGGAAAAUAUUGUAAAGUUGGUAAGUAGUAUAGCAAAGAAGGUACAAGACCACUUAGCGACCAAGGAAGGUUCUGUUCCAUGAUGUUUUACCGAUAUUCGGUGUUGCCAUGAGUCAAUAAUUCAGAUUCUUGACAGGGAUAUGGACUGGCGCGAGAUAGAUAAGGAAGAGGAUCAGGAGGAGGAGGAGAUAAGUGAGGAGGUGAUAGACGAAAAGGUUUAUCAGUAAUCUGCAUUAUCGACCGAGGUUCAUACCGACGGGCGGUAACUCAGCAUAGAAUAUAAGCUUACUCGGUCGUUAAGUGGGGUUGGAGUAGUAUAGCUCUACUACUUUGGUACAAGCAUACGUGCAGACAGUUUUUACAACGGAUAGAAAAUUCUCCGAAAAAUUGUUCGAUCAGAACCAAAUCGAAGAACUGUAUAUUACUCUUGGAAUUCAGAGAACUCUUACGAACGCAAAACAUUUGCGUUUACCUCGAUUCUUGGUGCCAAUACGUGAGAAAAAAGGCGACUGGACUUUGUUUGAAUCUCCUGUCGUGUAUUCGAAUACACGUACAGGAUUUUUAAACAUAAGCUUUAAUUAAAGCCUUUUCUCUCGCGAGACUAGUUUACAUUUAAGUAUGUAGAUGAGUUUAGUCGUCGCAUGAAAGUUUAAUUAAUAUACACCGGAAACAGUAUUUUUGAAUGAUACUGCCGAGCGAAAAAAUAAAUCAUUGUAGUUCUAUAAAGAAAACAUAUUUGUUAUCCAGGUACUUAUUAACCAGUAGUAAUUGAUAUUUGUAAAUUGGAGUACAUAUAUUUAGUGGACCUAGAGAAUUUUAAUAUUUUUAAAAAAACUUUUCGAAAUAAACAUAGCCUUAUACUUAAAAUUCAUUUAUCAUUGAAGAAAUUCAUACGAAAAGAUUUUUUUCCUAGAAAUUAGGUCCACUUUUUUUACUUUUUCGAUCACACAUCACUACUGGAAGCCUGAAUUUAGUUCACUGAAGAUUAAAUAAUGAAAUUAGAGUACUUACUUCACUUAAUAAUUUAGAAUUAGGUUUUUGAAACUUGGAGGGAAAAAAUUGACAAAGCAUCUUUAAGAGCUUCACUCAAAUUUAGAACAAAGCUUUAUAAUUACAUUUGAAAUCAAUAUUGUAAAUAUUGAAAAUAAAAUUGUACUUCGUCAAUAAUAUUUUGACUGAAAACUGUUGUCUAAAAAUUAAUAAUAUCGCAGGAAUGAGUAAAGUUUAAGUAGGAUGAAAAAAGCUUUUGUUGCUUCACUUUGGCAGUGCGCGUGUGUAUAGAUUAUAAGUUUUUGAAAAAUACUGUGAUAAUUUUUUAAGAAACAAAAGAGAAAUAAUAUACGAUGUAUUAUACACAAGUCUUGCAAAUUCUGCCAUUUGCAAAUAUUUCGUGAAAAAUAUUCUCUGCAGUGAAAGAAAACAGAACACGAGAGCCUUAAACUUAAGAGAAAUAGAAAGCAAUAUUGUAGUUCCUGUGAUUAUUAUGAGAGUGUAAUAGUUGAAGGAUAAAAGAGUUUAAGAGACAGAGGGACCCGCUUCCCACCAUCAUGUUAUAAACGUUAAUAUUAAUAUAUUUAUAAAUGAUAUUACCAGGUUUA